CCUCAACCGACGUCCACCUUGUCGUGGGUAGCGGCAUGCACACUGUCCGAAAGGACAUUCAGUAUGGAUCUUUCCGUUCCUUGAUCAAAUCACCGCCGCAGAAGAUUGGCGGCAGCGCAAUGUCCAUGUUGCUCCAGUACAACGACACCGAGACCACCGAAGUAAGCGUCAUGAAUACGGACGCGGCCAACGAAGCCUGGGUCGGUACUUUCGUCAGCGGUGAAUUCCCUAAUCGAAACUUGGGGAUGAAUUACACCGACCUGAGAAACAAUGCGUCUGCAAACCACAACUACACCACGUUGGCCAACUCCGCCACAAAUGGCAGCGUUAAUGCUUGGGAUUACACGGAAUACCGCAUCGACUGGACGAAGAACUACAUCAACUUCUACAUUGGCGGCAAUUGCACAAGGACCGUAUUGCACAAAGACAACAAGGGUAUGCCCUCUGUUCCAGCUCCGUUCUAUUUGAAGCAUUGGUCAACUGGCAACAAAUAUUCCAUGGAGGGGCCUCCCAAAAGGGAAUCUGUUGCCAGCGUGGCGUGGGUGCGCAUGUUCUUCAAUUCUUCCACUAUGAGCGUUGAUCAGCAUACCGACUUCGUUUCUCGCUGUCCCCUUACAGAUGCUUGCUCCAUGGAUGAUAUCACCAUUCGUGGGUCCACUCCUUAUGACGAAGCCGCGACCAAGAAAUGGAAGCAAGCUAGCCACAAGAGCGUUAAAAGAAUGCCCGCACUUUGGAUAUCGGUGAUCUGCAUUGCAUUCUCGUCUCUUUUGCUCCUACACGCCUUCUUGCGCCGCGCCCCUUGGCGGAAACAGUCGGCUUCAGCCGGUCACGGUCAUGGUCAACCGGCAGCCGAGCAAGCUGUGCCCGAAGUGCCUAGCUCGAACGACACCUUAGCAUCCGGCGGUACGACUCCAGCUCGGAAGUCUAGCUUUGACUUCGCCAUUAAACGAGAGGACGAUGAUAUGGCUAUUGAGCAGAUUGGUCCAAGUCGCCAACCGUCGAUCUACAGCGCCUCAUCCAUGUACGGCGGAGGAGAGACAUCACAGACAGGCUCUCUGAAAUGGGACAGUCGAGCAACAACCCCAAGGGCGACGACGCCAUAUUCUGCUUCUUCCAGCCGUUUCAACACCACGAGGGAAAACAUCCCACUCCCAGACAUUCAUCAGAAUCAAGUUGCGGAAUACCAAAAGUCAGCCGGGAUGACGUCGGAGAAGACCUUGGAAGUCCACGAGCCGCCGGCAGAUGGAGCCGAUGGCAAGAUUCCCAUGUCGACCGUGACUGAAUCUGCACUGCCAGCACCACGUAUGGUUGUCCACGCUCCGAGACAGCGCAUUGACUAUCUCGCUGGACUCGUCGCUAUCUGUGCACUCUUAGUCACGGUCAUGCAUUUCGGUCUUUCGUAUGUGCCUGCCAUUGUCAUUCCAGGCGCUCCGCUCCAUCACAAGAGCGAGUACUGGGCUCAGAAGAUUGUUUCUCCCUUUGUUCUCAAUCAAAUGUGGCUUGGUGUGUUCUUUACAACCUCAACCCGUUUCUUGGUCGCCAAGUAUCUCAAGAGCGGAAAUCUAAAGGACAUUGCUCAGAACGCUGUACGACGAACUCCGCGUCUCAUGAUACCCGUAUCAGUCGUCGUGCUCUUCGAGUACUUCGUUAUCGAUUGCGGUGCAACCAAAUUCCUCGAGUAUACGCCAUCUAUCUCUUGGUCCACCUGGCCAUACGUGGCACGCUUUCCUACGUUUGGUCACUACAUCAGUGAGGUCCUCGAGCUUAUCUAUCUCGUCCCGAAUGCUGUUCCUCAAAUCACUUUCAACUAUUGCACGGGGGUUCUUUGGACUAUCGCGGUGCAACUUCAAGGCUCCUGGCUCGUCCUCCUCGGCGUUAUCGUCAUAUACGAGAUGAAGACGCCGUGGAAGCGAUUCUGUUACUAUGCCUUCGUUGUUGUAAACCACUGGUACGCGCAAUCUUGGGGUAGCUACCUCUGGCUUGGUCUCAUGCUUGCGGAUCUCGACGUCACGUACAAGUGGCGUCCUUGGCUCUACGCACGCGCCUAUGCUUACUACCCGCUUCUUCUUCUUUGCUGGAUAUGCGUCGCUUUGGGCUUCUCCGCCAACGUCAUUCCCAACUGGACCGACUACAACUUCGCCACCUAUGAAAAUAACAUACACCCCGAUGUGAACUCUGGAGAGCCCCUCGCGCGCACUGAGAACGCUGGGUACCCGGUUUACUAUGUACCCCGUCUCAACGGUCUCCUCUUCGCAGUCGGCAUGCAGGCCAUUGUGGAAAUAUCCCCAGCAGUACAGUGGAUCUUGAGCCGGAAAGCCUUCCUUCUCGUCUUUCCCCACAUCUUCACCAUCUACCUCCUUCACGGUCUCGUGUUUUGGAGCUGGGGCUCCUGGCUGAUGGUCUUGCUCGCAUCACGUGGCUUCACCUACAGCAUCAAUGUCGCUGUUGUCGGCAUCUCCAGCUAUGCCAUUCUAUUUCUUUCUCUGCCCAUUGUCACUCCCAUAAUCGAGGCCUUGGGCAAAGAUAUCACCCAUCAGGUGUGGCUAAGCGCCAGCGAGAAGAACCCGCCCCGACGGAGAACCUUGUUCCCCUUCCCAGACGAUCUUCUAUCGAAGCGGGAGAGCGAGGAUAUGAUUGAGGAGGGCAAGAGCGUGGUGUGGAGCGGCCCAGAAAGUGGCCCACAGAGUGGAAGCAGCAGCAUAUACAACAGCGUGUAUAAGGGAGAGGAUAAGGCGACAAGUCGGUUUUCGCUGUGAGCGGAUGGAAAUCGAUGGCACAACAAGCUCCUUGGUGGAUGGAGUCUUGCCUUAAUGAGGCGUCACUGGUAAAUAUGGUAUUCUGUAGAAGCCACGCUUUCCCAAUUCUUUUCUUUUAAGUCUUGAUGCAAUCAUAGCGGACUUCUGUGUAUAGUGCUCUCGCCCCGCGUGUGUUGGCGCGGCGCUUGGAGAUGGUAAUACUGGGUGUUGUUAGUUUGUUGUUGAAUGUAUCCUCUGGCGUCACAUCCCCCUUGUGCAUUGGUAUACCGUAUAUAGAUCUUCAUGUAGAAUCAGUGCAUACCAAAUAUUGUCUCUUUGACGUACACGUCAUGUUUUUAUUUCCUGGUAUCUUUUUAUGCUGUCUUGAUGGGCUGUCCUGUCUUCCAUAUAAUGUCAAAUCCAUCGUCGCGAUUUGAAGCCUCAAGAUUGUGCAUCAACAUCGCAUCUAAGG
This is a messenger RNA of Mytilinidion resinicola, 3207 nucleotides long. RefSeq lists its product as uncharacterized. Lineage: Eukaryota; Fungi; Ascomycota; Dothideomycetes; Mytilinidiales; Mytilinidiaceae. Gene Ontology annotation, molecular function: hydrolase activity, hydrolyzing O-glycosyl compounds. The coding region runs from base 36 to 2756 and encodes 906 amino acids. The transcript has a single exon. Gene Ontology annotation, biological process: carbohydrate metabolic process. The record is from RefSeq and is a predicted model, not a curated record.